Homo sapiens (human) is the source of this 1561-nucleotide messenger RNA. RefSeq names its product GDNF family receptor alpha 4 (gene GFRA4). The transcript is spliced from 5 exons. Gene Ontology annotation, cellular component: extracellular region; plasma membrane. NCBI's taxonomy places the organism in Eukaryota, Metazoa, Chordata, Mammalia, Primates, Hominidae. The record is from RefSeq and is marked reviewed. Gene Ontology annotation, molecular function: signaling receptor activity; glial cell-derived neurotrophic factor receptor activity. The coding region runs from base 1 to 900 and encodes 299 amino acids.
AUGGUCCGCUGCCUGGGGCCUGCGCUGCUGCUGCUGCUGUUACUGGGGUCGGCGAGCUCGGUCGGAGGGAACCGAUGUGUGGACGCGGCCGAAGCCUGCACGGCGGACGCGCGGUGCCAGCGUUUGCGCUCCGAGUAUGUGGCGCAGUGCCUGGGCCGGGCUGCGCAGGGGGGCUGUCCCCGCGCCCGCUGCCGCCGGGCCCUGCGCCGCUUCUUCGCCCGCGGGCCGCCCGCGCUCACCCACGCACUGCUCUUCUGCCCGUGCGCGGGCCCCGCGUGCGCCGAGCGUCGGCGCCAGACCUUCGUGCCCUCCUGCGCCUUUUCGGGGCCCGGCCCCGCGCCGCCCUCCUGCCUUGAGCCCUUAAACUUCUGCGAGCGCAGCCGGGUCUGCAGGUGCGCGCGGGCGGCGGCGGGGCCGUGGCGAGGGUGGGGACGGGGCCUCUCUCCGGCUCACCGCCCUCCCGCCGCGCAGGCCUCGCCUCCUGGCCUUUCAGGUCUCGUGCACCCCAGCGCCCAGCGCCCCCGACGGCUGCCUGCUGGACCAGGGCGCCCGCUGCCUGCGCGCCUACGCGGGCCUCGUGGGGUCCCCGCAGGCACCGCCGUCACCCCUAACUACGUGGACAACGUGAGCGCGCGCGUGGCGCCCUGGUGCGACUGCGGAGCCAGCGGGAACCGGCGUGAGGACUGCGAAGCCUUCCGGGGGCUCUUUACCAGGAACCGCUGCUUGGAUGGUGCCAUUCAGGCCUUUGCCAGCGGGUGGCCCCCAGUCCUGCUGGACCAGCUGAACCCCCAGGGAGACCCGGAGCACAGCCUCCUGCAGGUGUCCUCCACAGGCAGGGCCCUGGAGAGACGCUCCCUGCUCUCCAUACUUCCUGUCCUGGCUCUCCCGGCCCUGCUCUGAUUAGGACAGCGACCUCGGAUAGCACAGCCAGCUACUCCACCCUGCCUGCCUGGGCCGCCUCUGUGGCCUACUGGCCCCUUGAGAAGGGGCUGGCUUACCCCCCAAGCCGGCCCUGGUGCUUUCACUCCGCUGCCCUUUGUAGGUUUGGACACCCUGUGUGCCGUCCCCUGGGGCAAGGGAUGUAGGCUGGGGCCUGACUGUAAAGCCCCCGUCUCCCUGUCAGGAGGCAUCUUGGUUGUAAGUCCCUUUAUUCACAGACCUUGAGACCACUGGGGUCUCCCACAAGGUGGGGUCAGGAGAGGGUCACUUUUGUAGCUGAGACCUCUCUGGAGACCCAGAUCCCCUAGAGCAGGUCAGAGACCAUCCAGAAUCCCAGAAUUCUAGGAAAUUGUAUCAGCCUCCCAAGCAUAUAACCCCCUAAGGAAUCCAUCGGACAAGACCCCGUCUAACACUGCAUCCUCCCAACUGGGCAUUACCCACCAUUGUAGCCACCUGUGCGCCAUGACCAUGCUGGCAGAGUCUUUCCUGUUCCCCAUAUGCUGCUUGAGGGGCCCCACCCUGUGCCCUGCCUGGCAUUGGCCCUGUGGCCAUCUUCCCCCUGGUUUCCUGCAGCUGUAGGAAUAACAUACAGUGCUUAUUAAAUCUGUGUGCUGAGACUGAC